Messenger RNA from Lepisosteus oculatus (spotted gar), 474 nucleotides. RefSeq names its product SEC61 translocon subunit gamma (gene sec61g). The record is from RefSeq and is a predicted model, not a curated record. Gene Ontology annotation, biological process: protein targeting; post-translational protein targeting to membrane, translocation. Gene Ontology annotation, molecular function: transmembrane protein transporter activity. Gene Ontology annotation, cellular component: membrane; Ssh1 translocon complex. Lineage: Eukaryota; Metazoa; Chordata; Actinopteri; Semionotiformes; Lepisosteidae.
GACGUCAGCCUUUACUGCGUUAAAGAGGCUCCGUGCAGCUACGUGGCUUUUCUUGUGGAGGAAGACAGCGAGAAAUCUGAAGUCGGAGGAGAGGUUUUCAUUGUUAACACAGCCCAUUAAGAUCAGCCGCCAUGGAUCAGGUGAUGCAGUUUGUGGAGCCCAGCCGCCAGUUUGUGAAGGACUCGAUCCGACUGGUGAAGAGAUGCACCAAACCAGACAGGAAAGAGUUCCAGAAGAUUGCCAUGGCAACGGCGAUUGGUUUUGCGAUCAUGGGGUUCAUUGGGUUCUUUGUUAAACUGAUCCACAUCCCCAUCAACAACAUCAUUGUUGGUGGUUGAGUCUUUGAUCUGAUGACUGGCUGGCAGGGGACAGAGGAUUGAAGACCUUCAGUGGGGGUGGUGGGGCGGUGUGGUGCGUCACUUUUACAUUCACUGUAUAUUUGUAUUUGGCUGUGUUAAUAAAUGAAAACCCAAA